CAAACGACGCGUGGUGGAAAGAAUAGGAUAGAGUUAGGGUUUUCAGAAAAGGCGGAGGGUUCUCUUUCUCUUUCUACGCUGCUCUUCGAUCUAGGGUUUGGCAAUUUUCAUUAAUUUCCUCAGUCCGUACCAUAUUGCACAAUGGCUGAUGGUCAUGAAACAGAUAAGAACAUUGAGAUAUGGAAGAUCAAGAAGUUGAUCAAAGCAUUGGAAGCUGCUAGAGGCAAUGGUACCAGCAUGAUUUCUCUUAUCAUGCCUCCUCGUGAUCAAAUAUCAAGGGUUACCAAGAUGCUUGGAGAUGAGUUUGGAACUGCUUCAAACAUUAAAAGUAGGGUCAAUCGUCAAUCUGUUUUAGGUGCAAUCACAUCUGCGCAGCAGAGAUUGAAGCUGUACAACAAGGUUCCUCCUAAUGGUCUUGUGCUGUAUACUGGCACGAUUGUGACUGAAGAUGGAAAGGAAAAGAAGGUGACAAUUGACUUUGAGCCUUUCAGGCCUAUAAAUGCCUCUCUUUACCUAUGUGACAACAAGUUCCAUACGGAAGCUCUGAACGAACUUUUAGAAUCUGACGACAAGUUUGGUUUUAUUGUCAUGGAUGGAAAUGGUACCCUCUUUGGCACAUUAAGUGGGAACACCAGGGAGGUUCUUCACAAAUUUACUGUUGACCUUCCAAAAAAGCAUGGAAGAGGUGGGCAGUCGGCUCUUCGAUUUGCUCGUCUUCGAAUGGAGAAGCGGCACAACUAUGUGAGGAAAACUGCAGAGCUUGCCACCCAGUUUUUUAUCAAUCCUGCCACCAGCCAGCCCAAUGUUUCAGGGUUGAUACUUGCUGGUUCCGCUGACUUCAAAACUGAGCUGAGUCAGUCUGACAUGUUUGAUCCCCGUCUUCAGGCCAAAAUACUGAAUGUGGUUGAUGUUUCUUAUGGAGGUGAAAAUGGUUUCAAUCAGGCAAUAGAGUUGUCAUCUGAGAUCCUAUCCAAUGUGAAGUUCAUUCAGGAGAAGCGCUUGAUAGGGAAAUAUUUUGAGGAGAUCAGCCAGGAUACUGGGAAGUAUGUCUUUGGCGUUGAUGACACACUGAAAGCUUUGGAGAUGGGUGCUGUUGAGACCCUGAUUGUGUGGGAAAAUCUUGACAUUAGUAGGUAUGUUCUGAAAAACAACAAUACGGGUGAGAUAGUCAUAAAACACUUGAACAAGGAACAGGAGAACAAUCAGAGCCACUUCAGGGAUGCGGCUACUUCUGCUGAAUUGGAGGUUCAGGAAAAGAUGUCACUGCUAGAGUGGUUUGCAAAUGAGUACAAGCGCUUUGGUUGUACACUUGAGUUUGUGACCAACAAAUCACAAGAGGGAUCGCAGUUCUGCAGAGGAUUUGGUGGUAUAGGUGGAAUUCUUCGUUACCAGCUGGAUAUGAGGUCCUUUGAUGAGGUUUCUGAUGAUGGAGAGAAUUAUGAUGAUUCAGAUUAGCAAUCAAUCAAUUGUUCCCCAGUGCUGGCACAGGGGGGAAUGGGAUCAAAAGCCUGCACUGGUGCACGAGAUCUCGGGCUUAUUGCAGCUGCUCCCGUGAUGAUGCCUGAAAAUUUUCAUGGAGAAUUAAUCAAGUUUGGAUUGUCUGGAUGCAAGAACACAUCAAUAGCUUGUAACACAUUGCUGGGAGGGGGUUGCGUUGAAGCUUUCGUUUGUUUUCAUCAGCAUGGUGGUUGAUUUGCCCGAGAGAUGCAGAUACUUGUAUCAACCUUAGAAAUGGUUGGUUUAUGGUAAAAGGUCUAUUCUAGUUCUGCUGUCUAAAAGGAGUUUAUUUGGAAAGUUUAUGCAGGAGUGGCCUGCUGAACAUGUUAUACUUACUAGUUCCUGAAGCUAUGACCAUGGAUUUGAUACUGCAAUCAGAUGAUAAUAAUUCUAUCUGUUUCUGAACCAUUAUAUGUAAUGAAAUAAGGAGACUGCUUUGCUGCCCAGAGAAACAGUCUAUAUAUGAUUUUAGAUGUUCAUCA
Messenger RNA from Vitis riparia (riverbank grape), 1979 nucleotides. Its product is annotated as eukaryotic peptide chain release factor subunit 1-3. Lineage: Eukaryota; Viridiplantae; Streptophyta; Magnoliopsida; Vitales; Vitaceae. The transcript has 3 exons. Gene Ontology annotation, molecular function: sequence-specific mRNA binding; translation release factor activity, codon specific. The record is from RefSeq and is a predicted model, not a curated record. Gene Ontology annotation, cellular component: translation release factor complex; cytosol. The coding region runs from base 142 to 1455 and encodes 437 amino acids. Gene Ontology annotation, biological process: cytoplasmic translational termination.